GUCCAGAACACACCCAACCUGAUUGAUUGCAGCGUCCAGCAUGCUGGAUCGAGCGUAGGUAAAAGAAAAAGCAGACAGCAUUUCAACAUGAGGGACCCACUGACGGACUGUUCGUACAAUAAAGUAUACAAGAGCCUGAAGGAGUUUGCCCAACAUGGAGACAAUUUCUGCAAGCAGAUCACAUCCGUUCUUCAGCAAAGGUGACAGGACUUUUAAUCUGGAAACGUACAAGUCUUCCCUGACACUGAUAUCCAUGCAAGAAAUUCUGACUUGGCCAGUGGAUCUCCUUAGGGCCAACCUGGAGAUGAGCUACGCCAAAGGGCUUCAGAAACUGGCCGUCAAGCUCAGCAAAGCACUACAGAGCACAAAGAAAAACUGUCUCAGCACUGCUUGGGCCUGGGCCUCAGAGAGCAUGAAAUCCGCAGCAGACCUCCAUCAAAAACUUGGCAAAGCAAUUGAGUUGGAAGCGAUAAAGCCAACACACCAGGUCCUGAGUAUGCAAGAGAAGAAGAGAAAAUCGCUUGAUAAUGAAGUGGAAAAGACAGCAAAUCUUGUUAUUAAUAACUGGAAUCAGCAAAUCAAGGCUAAGAAAAAAUUAAUGAUGAGUACCAAGAAGCAUGAAGCACUUUUCCACCUUAUAGAAAGCUCCAAGCAAUCCCUGACCCCGAAGGAGAAGCAGAAGCUCCUCAACAAGCUGAAAAAAUCAACUGAAAAAUUGGAAAAAGAAGAUGAAAGUUACUACCAAAAAAACAUGGCAGGCUAUUCUACCAGGCUGAAGUGGGAAAGCACCCUGGAAAACUGCUACAAGAGCAUGCUGGAGCUGGAGAAGGAAAGAAUUCAACUUUUAUGCAAUAACUUAAACCAGUACAGCCAACAUAUUUCUCUUUUUGGACAAACGCUGACCACAUGCCACACACAGAUCCACUGUGCCAUCAGCAAGGUUGAUGUUGAAAAAGAUAUCCAGGCUCUCAUGGAAGAAACUGCAAUCCUGUCUAUAGAAAACAAAUCGGAGCUUCUCCUGGCUGACUAUUUUGAAGAAGAUCCAAAGAACCCAAUGGACAAAGAGAGACGGAAGUCUUUAAUAAAACCCAAAUUGGGGAGACUGCAAAGAGACAUUGAAAAGGCCUCAAGAGACAAAGAAGGCCUGGAGCGGAAGCUUAAAGCACUUGCCAGCAGCUCCUCCUUUUCUGAUGCCAAGAGCCAGAAAGACACGGAGACCCUAAUGGAUGAGAACAGUUUGAAACUAGACCUUUUGCAAGCGAACUCCUACAAACUGUCGUCGGUGUUGGCAGACCUGGAGCAAAGGCCAAAGCCCUGCCAUCCCUGUAGCACCUGCAUUUUCAAGUGGAAAGAAAAGGAGCACUCUCAUACUUAUGUGAAAAUAUCCCGGCCUCUUUUGACGAAGAGACUAGAGAAAGCUGAGAGCAAAGCCCCUGCAGGCGGGCAGAACAAUCCAAGCUCUUCACCUUCAGGCUCUACUGUGUCCCAAGCCAGCAAGCAUCUUUGCAAAGCCUUAUAUACGUUCCAAGCCAGGCAAGAUGAUGAGUUGAAUUUGGAAAAAGGAGACAUCGUGACCAUCCAUGAGAAGAAAGAAGAAGGAUGGUGGUUCGGCUCUUUAAAAGGCAAGAGAGGCCAUUUUCCUGCUGCCUAUGUGGAGGAGCUACCUCCAAAGGCUGGAAACACAGCUACACAGGCAUAAAACAAGAAUGGAUGGACACACAGAAUGGCCUUGCACAUUCUGUAAACAAUGUGAUGCAGAAAAAGGAAGAUUUUUCUUAUGCAGUGGAUGGUAGAGUCCUGCCUGCAUUUCACAGUGCUCUGUACAUGGGGUUAUUAACUUCAAAGAGUUAAAUAAAAGACAGUUGGAUCGAAUGAGACAAAGUUUAUGGGUUCCUAGACUUUCUAAAAUCUAAAACCCUAGAGAUUGUCUACCGGUGACAAAGAGGAGACGGAUUGCCCGAAGACCUAUCAUCAUCUGUAAGCACACAAGAAGUAAAAUGCAGGUGCCCUUUUAUCUCUAGCUUUGGGUGGCAACUGGAAACAGCAGGCCUCUAAGCACAGCCAAAGCCUGAAAAAAUAAGAAAGGACACAGACCAAACUCAGAGUCCACAGUGGCAGGCAAACAAGAUUCAGUGUAACAGACACAAGUUGUAAAGCACAAUAAAGGAUGAGAAGCCAA
Molecule: messenger RNA, 2179 nt
Organism: Mus caroli (Ryukyu mouse)
Lineage: Eukaryota; Metazoa; Chordata; Mammalia; Rodentia; Muridae
Gene: Nostrin
Product: nitric oxide synthase trafficking
Biological process (GO): signal transduction
Cellular component (GO): plasma membrane; cytoplasm
Molecular function (GO): protein binding
Source: RefSeq, a predicted model, not a curated record